UGACCCAAAGCUGCCGUACUUUGUAAAGCCAACCAAACCAUUGCAAGGGGACUUGUAUUUCUUUAUCCAAGACCAGGACAGGCGUGACUGCUAGUGUUUUCGAGUUUGAGCAAAGGCAAACCCACCCAUCAAGGAAAUCCUCAAUCUCUGUAAAUGGUAUCUAAAACCCAGUGACUGAUAUACUAAUAUAAUAUUGGUUCGUGGUCCCCUGCCCUGUGCUGGGAUAGAAUAAGGGAUUGGAGUGGAGGGGUCCCUCACAGCAAGAGUCACAGAGACACAAGAGGGAAGGGAAAGGCAGUCAUCAGUAUAUUUUCUACUCUAUUAUUUUAUUAACAAGAUAUGGGGUUUCUGUUUCCCGGGGUCACUUGGGAUUCUCAUUUUACUUGCUUUUAUUUUUCUCCUCCUUCUCCUUUCUCUUCUUCAAGCUGUUUAAACCCCAGUUGUUGAUCCUUACUGGAUCUAUCAUAACUGGGUUCCGCUUCGUUCAUCAUCUCAUAAGUUUGAGUGAAAAUGUCUUCUUCAAGGCCAAGCCACUCAUCCAGCAACUCAGCAAGAUCAAGACACAGUGCUAGGAUUAUUGCUCAGACCACUGUGGAUGCCAAGCUUCAUGCUGAUUUUGAGGAAUCAGGCAGCUCUUUUGAUUACUCAAGCUCAGUGCGUGUUACUGACUCAGUUGGUGGAGAUCAGCCACCCAGGUCUGACAAAGUAAUUACAGCUUAUCUUCACCACAUCCAGAAAGGCAAGCUGAUCCAGCCUUUUGGAUGCUUGCUAGCCUUAGAUGAGAAAACUUUCAAAGUCAUUGCAUACAGUGAGAAUGCCCCUGAACUGUUGACUAUGGUCAGUCAUGCAGUGCCAAGUGUUGGGGAACAUCCUGUUCUUGGCAUUGGAACUGACAUCAGGACUAUCUUCACUGCUCCUAGUGCAUCUGCCUUGCAAAAAGCCAUGGGAUUCGGGGAUGUUUCUCUUUUGAAUCCUAUAUUGGUCCAUUGCAAGACUUCUGGGAAGCCAUUUUAUGCCAUUGUUCACCGGGUGACUGGCAGUUUGAUCAUUGACUUUGAACCUGUGAAGCCUUACGAGGUUCCCAUGACUGCUGCUGGAGCUCUACAAUCAUACAAGCUUGCAGCCAAAGCAAUUACUCGGCUGCAGUCUUUGCCUAGUGGAAGCAUGGAAAGGCUUUGUGAUACAAUGGUUCAGGAGGUUUUCGAGCUCACUGGAUAUGAUAGGGCGAUGGCCUAUAAAUUUCAUGAUGAUGAUCAUGGAGAAGUGGUCUCUGAGGUUACAAAGCCAGGCAUGGAGCCAUAUUUGGGUUUGCACUAUCCAGCCACUGAUAUCCCUCAGGCUGCACGCUUUCUAUUUAUGAAGAAUAAAGUUCGAAUGAUUGUUGAUUGUCAUGCGAAACAUGUCAAGGUGCUUCAGGAUGAGAAGCUUCCAUUUGAUCUAACGUUGUGUGGUUCAACCCUGAGGGCCCCACACAGUUGUCAUUUACAAUACAUGGAGAACAUGAACUCCAUUGCUUCUCUGGUUAUGGCAGUUGUAGUCAAUGAUGGGGAUGAAGAUGGUGAUACCCCUGAUUCUGCGAACCCACAGAAAAGAAAGAGACUUUGGGGUUUAGUAGUGUGCCAUAAUACAAGUCCGAGGUUUGUUCCUUUCCCUCUUAGGUAUGCUUGUGAGUUUCUAGCUCAAGUAUUUGCUAUCCAUGUCAACAAGGAAUUGGAGUUAGAAAAUCAAAUUGUUGAGAAGAACAUCCUCCGCACCCAGACACUCUUAUGUGAUAUGCUCAUGCGUGAUGCACCAUUGGGUAUUGUGACACAGAGCCCGAACAUUAUGGAUCUGGUAAAGUGUGAUGGUGCUGUCCUGUUCUAUAGGAAUAAGAUCUGGAGGUUGGGGAUAACUCCAAGUGAUUUGCAGCUUCAGGAUAUAGCUUUUUGGCUCUCCGAGUACCAUAUGGAUUCUACAGGUUUGAGUACAGACAGCUUGUAUGAUGCAGGGUACCCAGGGGCUCUGGCUCUUGGUGAUGUAGUUUGUGGAAUGGCAGCUGUGAGAAUAACUUCCAAGGACAUGCUUUUUUGGUUUCGAUCCCAGACUGCUGCAGAAAUUCGAUGGGGUGGUGCAAAGCAUGAACUUGGGGAGAAGGAUGAUGGAAGGAGAAUGCACCCUAGGUCAUCUUUCAAGGCCUUCCUUGAAGUUGUCAAGACAAGGAGUUUGCCUUGGAAGGACUAUGAAAUGGAUGCAAUCCAUUCUCUGCAGCUUAUCCUGAGGAACACAUUCAAAGACAUUGAAACCAUGGAUGUGGAUACCAAAACAAUUCAUGCAAGGCUAAGCGACCUCAAAAUUGAAGGGAUGCAAGAACUUGAAGCAGUGACUAGUGAGAUGGUCCGUUUAAUUGAAACAGCUACAGUGCCAAUUUUGGCAGUUGAUGUUGAUGGUCUAGUUAACGGGUGGAAUACAAAAAUUUCUGAAUUGACUGGUCUUCUUGUUGAUAAAGCAAUUGGGAAGCAUUUGCUAACACUAGUGGAAGAUUCUUCGGUUGAUAUAGUCAAAAGAAUGUUAUUCUUGGCAUUGCAGGGCAAAGAAGAGCAAAACAUACAAUUUGAAAUCAAGACACAUGGUUCCAAGUCUGAAUGUGGCCCCAUCUGCUUAGUUGUUAAUGCCUGCGCAAGCAGGGACCUUCAUGAAAAUGUUGUGGGGGUGUGCUUUGUGGGUCAGGAUAUCACUGGCCAGAAGAUGGUCAUGGACAAGUUCACCCGAAUUGAAGGGGAUUACAAAGCAAUUGUACAAAACCGAAACCCUUUGAUUCCCCCAAUAUUUGGGACGGAUGAGUUUGGCUGGUGUUCUGAGUGGAAUCCUGCCAUGACAAAUUUGACUGGUUGGAAACGAGAAGAAGUUCUAGAUAAAAUGUUAUUGGGAGAGGUUUUUGGGUUAAACAUGGCAUGCUGUCGUCUCAAGAAUCAGGAGGCUUUUGUAAAUCUUGGUGUUGUUCUUAACACUGCCAUGACUGGCCAGGAAUCCGAGAAGGUUUCUUUUGGUUUCUUUGCUCGGACUGGAAAGUAUGUGGAAUGCCUGCUGUGUGUGAGUAAGAAAUUGGACAGAGAGGGUGCAGUCACUGGGGUAUUCUGCUUUCUACAGCUUGCAAGCCAAGAGCUGCAACAAGCACUACAUGUCCAGCGAUUAUCAGAGCAAACUGCUUUGAAAAGAUUGAAAGCAUUGGCUUAUUUAAAAAAGCAGAUCCAGAAUCCUCUCUCUGGAAUUAUAUUUUCUGGCAAAAUGAUGGAGGGAACCGAGUUGGGAGCAGAACAAAAGGAGCUUCUGCAUACCAGUGCCCAGUGCCAGUGCCAGCUCAGCAAGAUUCUUGAUGACUCAGAUCUCGAUAGCAUCAUUGAAGGUUACUUGGAUCUGGAAAUGGUGGAGUUUACCCUGCGUGAGGUAGUAGUGGCUGCUACCAGUCAAGUCAUGAUGAAGAGCAAUGAAAAGGGCAUUCGAAUAGUCAAUGAUGCAGCUGAAGAGACGAUGGCUGAGACCUUAUAUGGUGAUUGCAUCAGGCUUCAACAGGUGUUGGCUGAUUUCUUGCUGAUGUCAGUUAAUUUUACACCAUCUGGAGGCGUGCUUACUGUUUCAGCUAGUUUUUCCAAAGACCAGUUGGGGCAAUCUGUUUAUCUUGUGCAUCUGGAACUCAGGAUAAGGCAUCCUGGUGCAGGGAUUCCUCAAGCACUGCUAGAUCAAAUGUAUGGGGAGGAUACAGAUGCGUCUGUGGAGGGGAUCAGCUUGGUUAUAAGCAGAAAGCUGGUGAAGCUGAUGAACGGAGAUGUUCGGUACAUGAGGGAAGCAGGGAAGUCGAGUUUUAUCAUAUCAGUAGAGCUUGCUGGUGGCCAUAAAUCGCAAAAAAGGGCAUGAUAAACAACAAGGCAGCCCAUACCAGGAAAGAAGAUAGGGUGAUGUGUUUGUGUAUAGUUG
Molecule: messenger RNA, 3951 nt
Organism: Populus euphratica (Euphrates poplar)
Lineage: Eukaryota; Viridiplantae; Streptophyta; Magnoliopsida; Malpighiales; Salicaceae
Gene: PHYA
Product: phytochrome A
Exons: 5
Coding region: 511-3891 (1126 amino acids)
Biological process (GO): protein-tetrapyrrole linkage; regulation of DNA-templated transcription; red, far-red light phototransduction
Molecular function (GO): photoreceptor activity; protein homodimerization activity; phosphorelay sensor kinase activity
Source: RefSeq, a predicted model, not a curated record